Molecule: messenger RNA, 1277 nt
Organism: Ornithodoros turicata
Lineage: Eukaryota; Metazoa; Arthropoda; Arachnida; Ixodida; Argasidae
Exons: 5
Coding region: 130-900 (256 amino acids)
Biological process (GO): lipid metabolic process
Cellular component (GO): membrane
Molecular function (GO): oxidoreductase activity, acting on the CH-CH group of donors
Source: RefSeq, a predicted model, not a curated record
UCGCAAUUGCCAUCGACAGCAUCAAAUGUUUUCGUCUGAAGAGGUCAACAUGCCUUUGAGCAGCGUACUACAAAUUCGGGGUCCUUUUCCGUGAAACUUCGGUCACCCGAGGCCAAACACGUCGUAGGAAUGCCGCACAAUGUGAUAAUCAGCUGUGCACUCAUAGACAUUGGAAUACAGUGGGGCUUUUUCGUGAUUUCUGCCGUUCUCAGGACUGACCUGCUCUUCGACAUCAUUGGUUCGUUUGCAUUCAUUCUCCUCGCCUUGGUCAGUUAUCACUGGGGUAGCGUAUAUUCUUUGCGGCAACAACUACAGACAUGGAUGGUUGUCAUUUGGGCACUGAGGUUGGGCUUGUACCUCUUUGCGCGGAGGCUGAGGCACGGCAAAGACUGGAGAUUAGACAAGGCUCGUGGACGAAAAAGGAAGUUUUUCCUGUACUGGACACUUCAAGCUCUGUGGGUGUUCAUGGCACUGUUGCCAACAUUACUACUCAACACUUGCCAUAGAAAUAUUUCUCUCAGCAUAAGAGAUUACAUUGGCUGGUCCCUGUGGGGUCUGGGAUUCUGCUUUGAGUUUCUCGCCGACCACCAGAAGGCAGUGUUUCGGAGCAUUCCAGAAAAUGAGGGAAAGUUCAUAUCCACGGGACUGUGGAGCAUCUCUCGCCACCCAAACUACUUUGGGGAGAUCCUCCUCUGGUUCGGACUCUACCUCUCGGCGAGUUCUGUUCUCAGAGAACUGCAGUUCCUCUCUGUCCUCUGUCCCGUCCUCCAGCUGUUACUCAUAACCCGCGUUUCGGGGAUUCCGCCCCUCGAAGAGGAGGGGUACCGGCGCUGGGGCAACGACCCUGCUUACCACGAGUAUCUGCGGAAUACCUCGCUACUUUUACCCUACCUGUGGUAGCGGUGUGUCGACGCACGGCGACGUUGUUGGGCACUGCUCGCAGUUGUGUGGAUUUCCUCGUCUGUGGUUGCCACCCCUGGUGGCUGCCGUUUUAUGGGCAUCACAAAGUGAAGAUAGUGCAGGGGAUGAAGAUUAGGUAAUAUUUCCUUUAUCUAACGUUUGCGUUAAGAUGAAAGCGUUUACAUGUGCGUAAUCUAUUCUCAAGCACUUGCUUCAUUAUGUUUUUCUCUUUUAGGAAGGCAUUUAUAAAAUGAACUUUUGUGUCCUUUUUGCGAACAGUGGAAUAGAUCCUUCGGUUAUACUUUGCUGUAAAUAUAAUAAACAACUCAAGGUUCAUGGAAGUUCCCUAUUCUGGUACCAUGCCUUUAUGCACUGCU